AUGGCAACAGCUAUGUUGUUACCUCAGCCUAAGGUGCCAAAGUUUAAAGGUGACCCUACAGAAUAUGGUGCAUUUAUCAUGUCUUUUGAUGCCCGUAUUGUUCCUCACACUAGCAGCUCUAAAGAUCGACUCUACUACCUAGAACAGCAGCUUGAGGGAGAACCAAAGGACUUGAUCGCUGGAUGUCUCUACAUGGAUCAAGAGGAAGGCUACACUAAGGCCAGGGACCUGUUGAGUAGUGAGUAUGGCGACCCAUACAAAGUUUCAACUGUCUAUGUUAAUCAAGUUCUAUCAUGGCCUCAGAUCAAGCAUGAUGAUUGUCAUGGACUUAAACAAUUCUCUCACUUCCUCAUCAAGUGUUUUCAUGCAAUGAAGACUAUGUCACACAUGACUGUUCUUAAUCAUUCUGUUAACUUGCAAGCUGUUGCGUUGAAGUUGCCAGUGCAUCUACAGAAUAAAUGGCGUGAUCAUGUGACCAGAGAACAACUUCAUAGCAACAGGACUGUUGACUUUGAAGAUCUUGUGCAUUUCAUUGAGUUUGCUUCUAGAUCUGCUAAUGAGCCUGUGUUUGGAAAGGAAGCUAUAUCCAAGAGUCAAGUUCACUGGGGAUCCAAACAAGGCAAGAGUUUAAAGAAAGAUGGAGCCAAGUCAAGUAGUUUCGUGACUGGUGUAGACAGUUCGAACCACAAGCAGGAUAAAUACCGAAGUGUUUCGUGCUACUUCUGCAGAGUACCUCAUGACAUUGAAUCCUGCAAACAGUUUGGUCAGAAAUCUCUCAGUGAACGGAGGACAUAUCUUCAAGAGAAGAAAAUGUGCUUUGGAUGUUUUGGUUUUAAUCACAUGGUAAAGGGCUGUAUGAAGAAACGAAGCUGUAAGAAGUGUGGAAAGUGUCAUCCAACAAUACUGCAUGAUGAGAACUUCCGUUCUGCAAGUAAGAACGUAGAUCAGAAGUCUUCUGAAGCUUGUGAUUCUCUUGUAUCUCCAGAUCAAGAGAAGUCUGUGUCAUCUUCAUGCAACAACAUUGAUCCUGUUAUUUCAGAUACUGUGCUCCAAGCUAUUCUUCCAGUUCUGAUUCAACAAAAAGGAAGUGACAAGCUGGUGAAGAUCUAUGCACUACUGGACAACGGGAGUACUGGCUGCUUUAUAACGGAGGAUCUUAGACAGCGACUUGAGACUACAUCUACAGAAUCUUCACUGAAACUUCGGACUAUGCACAGACUUCAUGUUGUGAGUACGCAUGUUGUGGAAGGUCUUGUUGUGUCAGAUCUCAGUGGUGAUAAUUCAGUGAUGCUUCCAAGAACUUUCACUCGAGAUACAGGAGAUACCUGA
Molecule: messenger RNA, 1329 nt
Organism: Haliotis rufescens (red abalone)
Lineage: Eukaryota; Metazoa; Mollusca; Gastropoda; Lepetellida; Haliotidae
Exons: 1
Coding region: 1-1329 (442 amino acids)
Source: RefSeq, a predicted model, not a curated record